AGCCAAAGUAUACAACAUAUUGUUGAGAAUUUCCUUUUCUCCAAUAAUUCUUCUCUUCCUCCAUAGCUCUUUGAAGCAUGAAUUACAAAGCAUUCACUUUGAUAUUUUUUGUAUUAAUUUUUUGUGUAUCCUCAACAACAUCCUCUCGAAGAUUAUUAUCAGGUGGGGGAGGCAGUAAAAUGGAAACACAACCUCAUCACCCUAAACCAGCUGGCUCAGCCACUGAUCAACAACCACCACCUGGACGAAAACCUUUAACUUAUAGAGCAUUACAAAGACCACCAAUAUGCAACGAAAAGGUGUAUGGCACUUGUGUAGCAUACCCUUCUGUAGCAAGACAGCACUGCAAAUAUGGUGAUAGAUGUAAACGCAGCAGUACACCCUAAAUUGAAAUUAUAGCACCAGAGCAAGUAGAGUCGGAGUUAGAAUUUAUAAUUUAUAAAUUCUAAAUUUAUCAUCAAAUUUAUAGCUCGUUUUAGUUGUUAGAUUCACGAUAUAUAAAUUGUAAGCAACAAACUUCUUUUUUACAAGCAAGGACAAGAGUUUUGAAGAUUUUGUAUAAAUAAUGGCGAUGUUUAUCAUCUUUACUUUGUACUUCUUUAUGUGUACUAUUUUUAUGAAAAUAGGUUGAAAGGAUAUAACAUCUCGCUUGCCUUAUGGACAAAA
This is a messenger RNA of Solanum dulcamara, 666 nucleotides long. RefSeq lists its product as uncharacterized. Lineage: Eukaryota; Viridiplantae; Streptophyta; Magnoliopsida; Solanales; Solanaceae. The transcript is spliced from 3 exons. Bases 78 to 386 code for a protein of 102 amino acids. The record is from RefSeq and is a predicted model, not a curated record.